CUCCAAAUUGACACUUUAUAAAAACCUUCUGUACUUUUUUCCCCCUCCCUCUCUCCCUCUCUACUACCUCCAAGAUGGUAGGAAAGUUGUUGUUUUGGAGGGCAGAGGAGCCGCUCUCUGAUGUUAUGUCCUCUCGGUGCCUGUAGUGGUGCUAUAGGAGGCUGCUGGCUCUCUUCUUGAGCAGCCCCAGCAGCCCUGCCUUCUUUGCUGGAGAAUAUAUUCAGGGAUUCCCCUUAAUAAUCACCUACCCUCUGAGCACUUUGUAGUUUUAAAAUAAUAAAGAGCCCCCAAAGCUUCCUCCCCACAAAAAGCAGGAUCUUCUCAGAGACAGGGGGGCAGCAGCUCCUCAGCACAGAGCCCGAGCACAUUCCCAGUCCCUCUGCUGGGGAGGAAACUCUGAUCUGUCAGCCCAACAGAGGGAAAGGGGGGAGAGGAGAGAGAGGAGGGAAAAAAAAGCAGCUGGAAAGGGAAAAGAACGUCUGGUAGUUGUGAAGUGAGUGCACUGGAAGACCCACCAAGGCGCUUCACCCCGCACAGACAAUCUGCUUCAUCUUGGUUCAUCAUCAUUCCAGGAUAGUGGUGUCCUUGGGGCUCUCUCUUAACACUGACAUGGUACAGAAGAUUUAAAAUCAGCUGAUGUUCACAAGGAAUAGAGUCACGUGAUGUAUGAAGGCAAACACAUACACUUCUCUGAGGUUGACAAUAAGCCCUUGUGCUCAUACAGCCCCAAACUGUGCAAGCAGAGGCGACUUAACGGCUACGCCUUCUGUAUCAGACACGUUCUGGAGGACAAGACUGCCCCCUUCAAGCAAUGUGAAUAUGUGGCCAAGUACAACAGCCAACGCUGCACCAACCCCAUCCCCAAGUCUGAGGACCGUAGGUACUGCAACAGCCACCUGCAGGUACUUGGCUUUAUACCGAAAAAGGAGAGGAAGAAAAAGAAUGAUCCCAUAGAAGAGGUGAAGGUCAGGCAUCAGAUGGAUGCUAUGGCCUUCAGUCUGACAGUGCCCACCCUGGCCUUGAAGAUGCCCAAUGGACUGGAUGGGAUGUCCCUCUCCCCUCCAGGGGCAAGGCUUCCUCUCCACUACCUGGAGGCAGAAUUAGAAGACCCCUUUGCUUUCAAUGAGGAGGAUGAUGACCUAAAGAAAGGGGCAACAGUGAAGAAAAAGUUGCAGAGCAAGUUGGCUCAAAACCGGCAGCGCCAGAGAGAGACAGAGAUUUUAAAAGUUCGCCAAGAGCACUUUAGCCCCAUUCCUGCACCUUUGCAGCAGCAGCCUCUGCAGCAGCAGCACUCCCAUCUGCCACCUUCAUCAGCUUCGUUAAAGCCGACAGGGCUACCGCAGGGCAUAGUCUGCAAGUCACCUCAACCUCUGAACACCAGCCUACCAAUGCAGGGAGUGGCACCCACCACACACACUAUAGCACAAGCACGGCAGUUGUCCAACAAGAGACCUCUGCCUCUCCUGCCACCCGCCAGGGCUCCUGUCACGGAGCCGCCCAGGACUGACCGGGUCCUCAUGAAAGCCACAGCCUUCUCUCCGCACUCGUCCUGCAUGAGCCGGCUCCAGAGACUGGUGAAACUGUGCACUCGAAAACAGCAGCUGGACACUGAUCUGUUUCCUCACUUAGGACUGGAUUGGUCUGAAGACAGUGGAGAAGAGUUGGAGGAUUCAGAGCAAACCUCCCCUUACCAGGUUGCGUGGUCUAUCCGAGAAAGCCUCGGCUACGAGAGACCUGAGUCGGAUGAUGACAAUGCAGAUGACAGGAGUUCCAGGGUGACCAGACUUUGCACUUACUUUCAGCAGAAAUACAAGCACCUGUGCCGCCUGGAGCGGGCAGAAUCCCGGCAGAGGAAGUGCCGGCACACGCUGCGGAAAGCCCUGCUGCAGGCGGCCAGCAGAGAGCCGGAGCGCGCGGGGCAGCUCCUGCGGGAGCUCCGCAGAGCCACCUGUGCUUGUACCAGCACAAGCCAAGCAAGGCAGAGAGAUGCAGAGCCAACAACCUGCAGUGGGACUUCGAAGGGAGAGCAGUGCACUAACAAGGCCCUUCCAUUCACCAGGCACUGUUUUCAACAUAUCUUAUUGAACCGUUCUCAGCAGCUCUUCUCGAGUUGCACAGCCAAGUUUGCAGAUGGUCAACAGUGCUCUGUGCCAGUUUUUGACAUUACACAUCAGACACCUCUGUGCGAAGAACAUGCCAAAAAAAUGGAUAAUUUCUUGAGAGGGGACAGCUCCCGUAAAGUUCAGCACCAGCAGCAGAGGAAACCCAGGAAAAAAACAAAGCCGCCUGCACUUACCAAAAAACACAAGAAGAAGAGAAGGCGAGGCCCACGCCGGCCCCAGAAACCCAUUCCUCCUGCAGUGCCCCAAGGGAACCUCACCAUGCCUGCCAGUGUCUCACUGCCAGUAGAGAUACCCCACAUACGGAGCCCCUCCACACCAGAGCUCAGUGCUGAUGAGCUGCCUGAUGAUAUCGCCAAUGAAAUCACAGACAUUCCACAUGACUUGGAAUUGAAUCAGGAGGACUUCUCUGAUGUCCUGCCACGGCUGCCCGAUGACUUGCAAGAUUUUGAUUUCUUUGAAGGUAAAAAUGGAGAUCUUCUUCCGACCACAGAAGAGGCUGAAGAACUGGAACGGGCCCUACAGGCUGUAACUUCCCUUGAGUGCCUGAGUACCAUUGGAGUACUUACACAGACAGAUGGUGUGCCAGUUCAGGAGCUGUCAGAUAGAGCGAUAGGGGUGUUCUCUACAGGUGCUGGAGCUCCAGGAAUGCAGUCCUUGAGUCGAGAGGUUAACACGGAUCUGGGGGAGCUGUUGAAUGGGCGUAUAGUACAUGAUAAUUUCUCCGGUCUGGAGCUGGAUGAGAACUUGCUCCGUUCUGCUACCUUGUCCAACCCACCUACGCCCCUGGCAGGGCAGAUCCAGGGGCAGUUCUCAGCCCCAGCCAACGUUGGCCUUACUUCUGCCACUCUGAUAAGCCAGAGUGGCCUUGGGGAGAGAGCCUUCCCGGGACAGUUUCAUGGACUUCAUGAUGGCAGCCAUGCCUCCCAGAGGCCCCACCCUGCCCAGCUGCUGAGCAAGGCAGAUGACCUGAUCACCUCACGACAGCAAUACAGCAGUGACCAUUCACACUCCUCACCCCAUGGAAGCCAUUAUGAUAGUGAGCAUGUGCCGUCUCCCUACAGUGACCAUAUCACAUCCCCUCACACCACAUCCUUUUCUGGUGAUAACUUGGCAGCUACCUUCUCAGCAGAGAUGCCCAUGAUGGCACAGCACUUGCUCCCAACUCAGCUGGAUGUGCCACUUAGCGGGGUGGUCAACCCCAGAACUCACUGGGGAAAUCUUCCUGUCAAUCUUGGGGACCCCUCUCCGUUUAGCAACCUUCUUGGUGCAGAUGGACACCUCCUGUCCACCUCCCUGUCCACACCACCUACCACCUCGCACUCAGAGACCACACAGCCUGCCUUCGCCACUGUGACCCCCAGCAGCUCCAGUGUGCUUCCGGGGUUACCGCAGACCAGUUUCAGUGGCAUGGGUCCUGCCUCCGCUGAGCUCAUGGGCUCCACCUCCCCCAAACAGCAGCUCCCUCAGUUCAGCGCAGCCUUUGGGCACCAGCUGAGCUCCCACAGUGGCAUUCCCAAGGACCUGCAGCCCAGCCACAGCUCCAUAGCUCCUCCCACGGGCUUCGCAGUGACCGGUGCCACCGCUACCAGUACCAAUAACGCAUCCGCGCCCUUCACCACCUCCAACUGAGCUUGUCUGCCUGGCUCCCUGCAGGAGAAAUACCAGUGCAUCACUAUUGUGUUUCAUUUUAACAUACUUUGUGGAGGAUGGAUGUUUUUAUUGAAGAUGUCUGUAACCCGUCUAACUUAUUUAAUGUGAGAAGCCUUCAUUGGAAUCUAUCGUCUGUUUGUUUCCAACAAGUUCAAGUUUCUGCAACUGUUUUUUCACCAACACGUUAAAUACUUCCCCUCUUAUUUUAUGCCUGAGGUUUUAAAAUUUGGGUUUGUUUUUUGGGUUUUCCCCCUCCAAUUUCCAAAAAUGUUUAUCUGCAAGUGGAGCAAAACAGAUGUCAGAAGCUCAACCAAUAUCCUUUUUGCAGCUAAGGGUAAAUAUAUUUAUCCUAGACUUAAUAAAAGAAGGUGGCAAAUGGACAAUCUGAAGUGCUUAGAGGGAAUGCUCUCUCUUUUUAAGGCUGUCUCCGAGAAGUUUGUGUUUGGUGUCAUUUUAAAGGUAGCUUGAUCAUGCUUUGAUAUCAGAAACAGCCUUGUAACAAAGAGCCUCAUACAGUUGUUCGGUCACUAGAGUUUAAAAUGUAAACAAGUUGCAGUGGGAAAGCAAAGGUGAGGCAGUGUAUUUUGAACCAGUGAAUUGUAGCUUGCAAACGUACCUGAUUUUGAAGUAACUGCAUGGUAGCAAGGAUUAGCAGUCUCUUACACCCCUUCCUUCCCUCUCAUCCCUGACACAUGUGUUCAGCAUACCAUACAUUGGGAAAAAUAAGCAACUUCUCCUGCAACGCUAAUCCACUUAAUGACUGCUUAAAGGGAACAUACAAACGGGCAGCACCACGUCCCGUCUCAUGGUAUUAGCUGGAAGCCUGGCUAAUACGCACAAACAGCCCAGCCCAGCUUGCUUCUGUGGAUGUGUCGCUUUGGGGGAGUGUGGUGCACAGAGGUGUCUGAGAAGGGCUCCUUCCUUCAGGGUCCCUGGCAGCAAUGGCAACUCGCACCACUGCUUCUAGUGCUGGAGGCUCACGGACAGCAUUCCAGGGGCGGGGAGGAAAGCUUGUGUUUGUACUUUCCCUUUAAAUAGGAAAGGUUGGCUCACAUGUUCCUCAUACUUCUCAAUGAAUGUACUGUAUUACCAUUUAAAAAAAAAAUCAAUUAAAUGAUAAUAGAUUGGUCUCCUUUUGUUAUCUGGUCCUUGUUUAAUUUGUUUAAGGGUUUUUGUAUACAAAAGUUUACAUUUUUAUGUAUAUUUUUCUUGUGUAAAAACUGAUGUAAUAUGUGUAUAAAACACUGUAUGUAUUAUCUGUAUAUAGUGUGACAAAAUGAUUUUCUUUCUUUCUUUUGGAUGUAUUAAUAAAUCUUGCUGUGAAGUAGCUGUGUUUACUAUGAUGAAACCCUCUUCUUCAAGCCAUUUUGCCAAGUCCGAGAUGUAUGAGUAUUG
Ficedula albicollis (Collared flycatcher) is the source of this 5168-nucleotide messenger RNA. RefSeq names its product INO80 complex subunit D (gene INO80D). NCBI's taxonomy places the organism in Eukaryota, Metazoa, Chordata, Aves, Passeriformes, Muscicapidae. The record is from RefSeq and is a predicted model, not a curated record. The transcript is spliced from 13 exons. The coding region runs from base 663 to 3752 and encodes 1029 amino acids. Gene Ontology annotation, cellular component: nucleus.